Messenger RNA from Apis laboriosa (Himalayan honeybee), 1786 nucleotides. Its product is annotated as AMME syndrome candidate gene 1 protein homolog. Lineage: Eukaryota; Metazoa; Arthropoda; Insecta; Hymenoptera; Apidae. The record is from RefSeq and is a predicted model, not a curated record. The transcript is spliced from 4 exons. The coding region runs from base 68 to 760 and encodes 230 amino acids.
UCGUGUGGGUCGAGGACCGAUCGUAUCUGCAGUAGUCGCAAUCGUUCAAAGAAUUGACUAAGGAAACAUGGCUGCAGGUUGUUGUGGAACGAAAAAGCAAAAGCUGAACAAUUCUUCAAGUGUUCCUUGUAAUGGUUCAGUGUUACAAAAUGGCACACAGUUAAGGAACAGUGUGAUAGUAAAGCCUGAGAUGGGCUUCUUUUGCUUCGAUGUUCUUUAUUGCCAAUUACAUCAACUCGACCCUCCAAAACCGCCCAAUUUUAGCAACGAAGCAUUCCCAUUAUUUGUAACAUGGACUAUUGGAAAAGAUAUGAGGUUAAGAGGUUGUAUUGGUACAUUUAAUGCGAUGCAGUUACAUGCUGGACUUAGAGAAUAUGCAACAACCAGUGCAUUCAAAGAUUCACGCUUUAAUCCUAUCACACGAGAUGAACUACCACGUUUACAUGUAAGUGUUUCAAUUUUGAGACACUUUGAAGAUGGUAUUGAUUAUUUAGACUGGGAAGUAGGUGUUCAUGGAAUUCGUAUAGAAUUUCAUAAUGAGAAGGGCAAUAAACGAACUGCAACCUAUCUACCUGAUGUUGCAACAGAGCAAGGAUGGGACCAGAUACAAACAAUAGAUUCAUUACUGCAUAAAGGUGGUUACAAAGGAUUAGUCACUCCAGAUAUUAGACGUAGUGUCAAGUUAACAAGAUAUCAAAGUGAGAAAGUUACUGUAAGCUAUCAAGAUUAUAUGACACAUUGGCAUAGCCGAAGAUGCUAGCAGCUGGCUUGGGGUCCUAGUCAAGGACCCCAAUUGCCACAAAAUUCUGUUGCAGUUCAUUAUAAUGCUAAUACAUCUCACACAUCCCAUCUACUAUACAACAGUACUCAAUAUAAUUCUUAUAUGGCCAGUCAGGAACAUGGAUUAGUAAUGACACAACGUAAUCAUCCUGCAUUUAUACAUCCUCUUCCAAUACCUCCUAUUUCUCCUGUCAUGUUACCUAUAUGGGAUUAUUCAUCAUUUUGGUGGGAUCAAACUAGUUCAUCUUAUCCUCCACCACAUUCACAUCUUCAUCCUCCUCCUCGUGUUCACCGUUUUUCGUCACAAGAACCUGAUCGUGGAAUUCGUAAACGAAAAUGACAUUGGAGGCGACUAUUGUUUACAAUGUUUUAUUGUUUAAAAUGGUGCCUACUAUACUUUGUAUGUUUCUGCAUACACGGUUUUCCUCUUAUGAUAUCACAUAGUCCUCCUUGAGGAUAAUAGCAUUUUAUGUAUGAUGGCACUGUCUUAUUUCUUUAUCUUUUAUAAUAUAAUAAUAUUAUUUAAUACUUAAUAAUUGGUAUAAUCAUAAAAUAUAUAUGCAUACAAAAAGUGCAUUAACUUUUAACUUUAAUAUUUGUAAUCAUUGAUAAAAAUAUAUGUCAAAUAUUCGAAUUUUAAAACUUGUACUAUAAUAUAAUUGCAUAUUCUCAUGUGCUUUAAUACGUUCAUAAAUUAAAUAACAUGAUUGAGUCCACAAAUAGAAUAUACAUAGUAUGCAAUUAGCUCUGCCAUCAUACUUAUUGAGUGUCCAUUUAUGUCUACAGUAUACGAGUGACAUGAAUAAUAUUUUAGCACAGUGAUGCUGCCUGCAAUUCACUGCCUGCUUCACAAGGUUUAAUGUACAAAUUCACGCGAAAAUGUUUCUAUUAUUCAUAUAUUACAAAAAUAUAGAAUAUCAUUUUUAGAUAAUAACAUAAGUGAAGAAUAAAAAAUUAGAUUUUCUAUUAAUUCAUAUAAGAUAUAUAAUUAUUUUCUAUAUAACUU